Zychaea mexicana is the source of this 276-nucleotide messenger RNA. RefSeq lists its product as uncharacterized. Gene Ontology annotation, biological process: regulation of transcription by RNA polymerase II. Gene Ontology annotation, molecular function: RNA polymerase II cis-regulatory region sequence-specific DNA binding; DNA-binding transcription factor activity, RNA polymerase II-specific. The transcript has 2 exons. NCBI's taxonomy places the organism in Eukaryota, Fungi, Mucoromycota, Mucoromycetes, Mucorales, Lichtheimiaceae. The coding region runs from base 1 to 276 and encodes 91 amino acids. Gene Ontology annotation, cellular component: PcG protein complex; transcription regulator complex. The record is from RefSeq and is a predicted model, not a curated record.
AUGGCCACGUUCAACACAAAGGUCUCUUCUUCUACGCCCAAGCGAUAUAAAUGUGCCGUAUGCUACAAAAAGUUCACUCGACCUAGCUCGCUCACGACGCACAUGUAUAGUCAUACUGGCGAGAAACCCUUCAAAUGCCCAGUCGACGGCUGUGGACGCCAUUUCUCGGUAGUCAGCAACCUACGACGGCACGCCAAGAUUCACAGCAACAACAACAACCCUAUCACACCAUCAUCGUCUUCUUCGUCUCCAUCGUCGUCGUCAUGUUCAUCAUGA